UCUGCCAACAGAUCUAUCCGGCGCAGUUGUGCUCGCUGCGGCUGGGGGGUUGCGCGCCGGCUCCCGUUGGGUUGCAGCUGUGGUGCCGUGUGGCGGGCUGGUGAACCGAAUCCCUAGCGUGAUGCUGCGGCUGUUGGGGAGGCAGGCGCUGGUGAGGGCGGCGGCGCCCGCGCAGAAUGCCUGCUACGCCACGGCGGCCAUACCCCAGCCGGUCGUGAAGCCCGACAUCCAACACACAGGGAUCUUCAUCAACAAUGAAUGGCACAAGUCGGCCUCGGGACGCACGUUCCCGACCUUUGACCCGCGCACCGGCGAGGUCACCUGCGAGGUGCAGGAGGGCGACAAGGCGGACGUCGAGAAGGCGGUGGCGGCGGCGAACGAGGCAUUCCGCCUGGGCUCCCCCUGGCGGACAAUGGACGCGUCCGAGCGAGGCAGACUGCUGUACCGGCUGGCCGACCUGAUGGAGCGAGACCAGACCUACCUGGCUAGUCUGGAAACGCUGGACAACGGCAAGCCGUACUACAUGUCGUACUUGGGCGACACGGCUCUCAGCAUCAAGCACUACCGCUACUACGCCGGCUGGGCCGACAAGAUCGUCGGCGAGACCAUUCCCGCCGAUGGCAACUCCUUCUGCUACACGCGUCACGAGCCUGUCGGCGUCUGCGCCCAGAUCAUCCCGUGGAACUUCCCUCUGCUGAUGCAGGCGUGGAAGCUGGGACCGGCGCUGGCCGCCGGGAACACGGUGGUGAUGAAGCUGGCCGAGGAGACGCCGCUCACCGGGCUGCACGUGGCCGACCUGUUCCGCGAGGCUGGCUUCCCGCCUGGCGUCGUCAACAUCGUGCCUGGCUACGGGCCCACGGCGGGCGCGGCGCUGGCUUCGCACCUCAACGUCGACAAGGUCGCCUUCACCGGCUCCACCGAGGUGGGUCAGGUGGUCAGCGAGCUGGCCGCCAAGUCCAACUUGAAGCGGGUCACCAUGGAGCUGGGCGGCAAGUCGCCCAACAUCGUCUUCAAGGACGCCGACCUGGAGCAGGCGGUGGAGGGCGGGCACUUCGGCCUCUUCUUCAACAUGGGUCAGUGCUGCUGCGCCGGCUCCCGCAUCUUCGUCCAGGAGGACAUCUACGACGAGUACGUGGAGCGCAGUAUCGAGAAGGCGCGCCAGCGCACCGUCGGCGAUCCGUUCGACCUGAGCACCCUGCAGGGACCCCAGAUCAGUGAGGCUCAGAUGAACAAGAUCAUGGGUCUGGUGGAGACGGGCAAGAAGGAGGGCGCCCACCUGGCGCACGGCGGCGGCAGGCACGGCGACAAGGGCUACUUCGUCCAGCCCACCGUCUUCACCGACGUCAAGGACGACAUGACCAUCGCCAAGGAGGAGAUCUUCGGCCCGGUGCAGCAGAUCAUGAAGUUCUCCACGGUCGAGGAGGUGAUCGAGCGCGCCAACAACUCCAUCUACGGCCUGGCGGCGGGCGUGUUCACGCGCGACCUCAACCUGGCCAACAGGACAGCCCAGGGUCUGCGCAGCGGCACAGUCUGGAUCAACAUGUACAACGACUUCCCGUCGCAGGCGCCGUUCGGCGGCUACAAGAUGUCGGGCCACGGCCGCGAGAAGGGCUCCUACGGCCUGCAGAACUACACGGAGGUCAAGGUGGUCGUCACCGCCAUGCCGCAGAAGAACUCGUGAACUAGACGUUCGCGUGGCUGACAACAGGUGGCGACACCGGGAGCGGGAGAACAGGGGCAUGUGGGCCUCCAAAAGUCUGGAGAGGAUGGGGAGCUUUUUUGUAAUCAAGUAUUCAUUUAACCGCUCAUUUGUGAGUGAUCUGGGCGUCAAGUCUGUCUGGGCGUCAGUCAAGACAAGGGCGUCUGGUCUGUCCCCGGCCGCCAAGCCGCGUGUAAGCUCGGGUGACGGUGGUCCACGGUGUUUUCCAGGGCCAGUUUGUUUCGCUUUCUUAAGGCAUGUACGUUGUUGUACGAUUCAGGGAUAAACGGCGCUCCUUUCGUAA
Molecule: messenger RNA, 2003 nt
Organism: Pollicipes pollicipes
Lineage: Eukaryota; Metazoa; Arthropoda; Thecostraca; Pollicipedomorpha; Pollicipedidae
Product: aldehyde dehydrogenase, mitochondrial
Exons: 11
Coding region: 122-1681 (519 amino acids)
Molecular function (GO): oxidoreductase activity, acting on the aldehyde or oxo group of donors, NAD or NADP as acceptor
Source: RefSeq, a predicted model, not a curated record